Molecule: messenger RNA, 1890 nt
Organism: Chinchilla lanigera (long-tailed chinchilla)
Lineage: Eukaryota; Metazoa; Chordata; Mammalia; Rodentia; Chinchillidae
Gene: Ska3
Product: spindle and kinetochore associated complex subunit 3
Biological process (GO): mitotic cell cycle; chromosome segregation
Cellular component (GO): spindle microtubule; outer kinetochore
Source: RefSeq, a predicted model, not a curated record
GAUCCGGGCCUUCUGCGGGAAGCUGCGGCUCCUGGCCGGCACGCUGGACUGCGAGACGGCCCGGCUGCAGCGGGCGCUGGACGGAGAGGACAGCGACUUUGAAGCUUAUCCAACGAAGAUUUUACGUGACCUUCAUUCAGAAGUCCGGGCUCUGAAGGAUGAUGUUAAUAUUCUUCUUGAUAAAGCAAGAUUGGAAAGUCAAGAAAGCAUUGGUUUUAUUAAGGCAACAAAAGUACUGAUGGAAAAAAAUAAAAUGGAUAUCAUAAAAAUAAGAGAGUUUUUCCAGAUGUAUGGAUACAGUCCACGUGUCAAGGAAAAUUCAGUUUGUGAACAGGAAAUCGCUGACUCUACCCUAGAGAUGGCCAGCUGCGACAGUGUUCCAGAGUCUGGUGUGAAGGAUGACCCAUCCGACCUGCCCAUCCCAGGCGGUUCUGUUUCUGAGGCGCCUCUGCGGAGUCCACAGCUUGCAGAUUUUGGACUGGAGCGGUAUAUGAUACCUCAGGUUCUACCAGACCCUCCGCAAGCCAUAAGCAACCGCAAGGAAGAGCCCACAGCUGACACUCCACCUACCAGACAGCCAGUAGUUCGAAUACCGAAAACUCCAAAAUGUGCUCUAAAGAUGGAUGAUUUUGAGUGUGUAACUCCUAAGUUAGAGCACUUUGGUAUCUCGGAGUAUACUGCGUGUCUCAAUGAAGACUACACAGUGGGACUUAAGAAUAUGAAGACUGUUGGAAGGGAGGUGGCCGUAGAAACAGAAGCCAUGACCAGUGAUAAUUGCUUUGCCACGCCUGGCCCUGUAAUCCAGCAGCUGGAAAAAAGGGAUACCGAGUAUACAGAUUCCCCUUUGGCACCUACCUUCUGCACUCCUGGUUUGAAAGUUCCUUCUACAAAGAACAACACAGCUUUGGUAUCCACAGAUUAUCCGUUAUCAGAAACACACAGUUCCUCAAAUGAUUUUGAAGUUAAAGAUUGUACUUCAUUAGUUUUAAACUCAGACCAGUGCUUGCAGAAUUUUGCAGACCCCUCCUCUCCUACAAUUUCGUCUUACGAGAAUCUGCUCAGAACACCCACACCUCCAGAAGUAACUACUAUUCCACAAGAUGUUCUCCAGAUUUUGUCAAAAUACAACUCAAAUCUAGCUACUCCAGUAGCCGUGAAAGCAGUGCCUCCCAGGAAAGGGCUCCCUAAACCUGGAGGAUGGAACGUCCCAGAGGUUGGCAACAAAGAAAACUGGUGAAAAAAUUGUGGCCUGUGAGUCUCAGAUCCCCAAGUUACCGUGUUUGCUGAUCUCAGUGGGAAUCUACUCCCAACUAGAGUGGAACUUCAGUUCACAAGCACUUUUGUUUGCAAACAGAAGCAUUUGGCAGAAAUUCUGUGUUUGUUUACAAACUCUGUAUCAGGUGACACACAAGCUUGGCCGUCCUUUCCAAAAUCGUAGAAAAUUAAGUUGGUGAGCUGAGGUAUCACUGUACUGUACUUUGUAAAUGUAAAAUAUAUAGCCACUGUGUUGUCAUGUGUUUUGUUGAUGGAUUUUUAUUAUACUUACCUGACAUUUUAAAUUUCUGUUUACAGAAAUUGUAUCCAUUACAGAAACUGAACAGAAUAGAACGAAGCAGAGCUGCAUUUAUUUACAUUCCUUCCCCAUUUUCCUCUGAAAACCAACCCAUUUGAAAGAGGAACAUGGACAAUGGUAUCAUAAUAUACUUUAUAUGAAGUCAGCAAGUUUUGAUUUGGUUUGAAUCUUGUUCAUAUGUACCUUGUUAGUCAGUUUUCAAGAUUACUGUGUAUAUUUCUAAAUCACUAUUUAACAGAAUGGUUUACAUAACAGGAAGUAGAGGUGGAGCAAAUGAUUUCAUAAAAAUGUAAAUAAAGGCUAACAUUUGUGCCUGA